Balaenoptera musculus (blue whale) is the source of this 4593-nucleotide messenger RNA. It is a transcript of the gene GYG2, whose product is annotated as glycogenin 2. The transcript is spliced from 11 exons. Gene Ontology annotation, molecular function: glycosyltransferase activity. The record is from RefSeq and is a predicted model, not a curated record. Gene Ontology annotation, cellular component: cytoplasm. NCBI's taxonomy places the organism in Eukaryota, Metazoa, Chordata, Mammalia, Artiodactyla, Balaenopteridae. Bases 434 to 1840 code for a protein of 468 amino acids.
GAGGGGUCGGGUGCCCCGCGGCCGCUGCCCCCUCCCGGCUCUCCUUCCGGGGCGUCAGGGGCACGAGACGGCGCCGGCCUGUCGCGGGGCUGCGGCGGCCGCGUGGACCGGCGCCCGGGGCGGCAGAGCGGGGGCGGGGCCGGGGUUCCGGAGCACAGCCCAGCCGGCCGGGCCGAGGCGCUGGGGCGCCGGGGACGCGUGGUGGGCGCAGGGCAGGGGCGCCGGCCCGGGCGGAGGCUGCCGGAGCGCCGCAGGGCGGUGCUGCAGCCCCCGGGGCGGGGGGGUCUGUCUGGAAUGCCGAGCUGUCUCCGCAGGCCUGGAACUCCGCGCGGGUCGCCUGGAGACGACGCCUCCGCCAGGCCCAGCUCGAGGCCGCCCCCGCGCCCAGGCGCACUUGGCCGCGCGGUGCCCACGGCGCGCCGGGCCUCAGACCAUGCCGGUGUCUGACCAGGCGUUUGUCACGCUGGCUACCAAUGACGUCUACUGCCAGGGGGCCCUGGUGCUGGGGCAAUCAUUGCGGGACCACAGGGCCACCAGGAGGCUGGUGGUGCUGGUCACCCCUCAGGUGUCCAACCUGCUCAGGGUGGUCCUCUCGAGGGUGUUUGAUGAGGUCAUCGAAGUGAACCUGAUAGACAGUGUAGACUACAUCCACCUGGCCUUUCUGAAGAGACCUGAGCUCGGAGUCACCCUCACCAAGCUUCACUGUUGGACACUCACCCGUUAUAGCAAGUGCGUCUUCCUGGAUGCAGAUACCCUGGUGCUGUCCAAUAUCGAUGAGCUCUUCAAUAGGACAGAGUUUUCUGCGGCCCCGGAUCCCGGAUGGCCGGAUUGCUUCAAUAGCGGGGUAUUUGUCUUCCAACCUUCCCUGGAGACGCAUGGCCUCUUGCUGCAGCAUGCCACCGACCAUGGCAGCUUUGACGGGGCAGACCAAGGCUUGUUGAACAGUUUCUUCAGUAGCUGGUCCACAGCAGACAUCCAGAAACACUUGCCGUUCAUUUAUAACUUGAGUAGCAACACGGCUUACACCUACAGCCCUGCUUUCCAACAAUUCGGCUCGAGUGCGAAGGUGGUCCACUUUUUGGGGUCCAUGAAGCCUUGGAACUACAAGUACAGUCCCCAGACAGGCUCUGUUUUGGAGGAGGGCUCUGGGCCUGUCAACCAGCAUCAGACGUCCUUCCUUAACCUCUGGUGGGGGAUUUACCACCGCAGCAUUCUGCCUCUUUAUGAAAACAUCCGGCACGAGGACGAACAGACAUCUCCAGGACACACAGCUCAUCUCGGGGGCGCUGGGGUGCCUUGUUCAAGUUCAGCUCCCACUGCUGAGGGGUCGUGUGCGAAUGCUGUGCCCCACUCCGGGGAGCCCUGUACCAGUUGGGCGGAGGGGCCCCGCCAGCCUUGGCCUGAGAGGACCGUGGUGGUGGUGGAGGAGACCCCCACUUCGCCUGACGCAUGCCCGGCGGAAGAUAUGAUAGGUUGGCCGGAAAUGGAGACUUCCGCUGGAGUGAUGUGUGACCCGUUGUCACCACCCUCCGCCCAAUUCGCAGACUUCACAGAGACCCAAACCAGCUCGCAGCCCGUGGAGAGCGCGGAAGGUGGCCCAUCUGAGGAAGCCUUGGAGCCAAGCCGGGAGCCCCCUGUGGAUGUCACCAAGGACCCCAGUCUCCAGGAUGCUUUGGAGGUGGACCUGGCCAUCUCCGUCUCCGAGAUUUCCCUCGAAGAAAAGGUCAAGGCACUGAGUCCUGAGGAGGAACGGAGGAAGUGGGAGGAGGGAUGCAUUGAUUACCUGGGGAAGGAUGCGUUUGUCCGGAUUCAGGAGAAGCUGGACCGCUUCCUGCAGUGACGGUGCCAUUGCAUUGGGUGGUCCUGUUCCAUGAACAUCUCGAGUCCUUUCCAAGGGAAAGACUCUUCAAUGUGCCUCCCUUUAUGGUUGACCAGCUUGAGUGCCUCAUGUCAGUCACGUGGUCCAUCCAAAACCCAGCUCAAAGGCCUGUGUGACCCCAGCUACCCAUGCCUCCUGGGGGUUCCCCAGGAGGUUGCAUCUCCUUUACACCUUGUCAGCAAAAGGGAAUAGGAAUAACCUUCUGGUCAACCCUGGGUCUCUGGUCUUGCUUGAAGGAGCUCAGGAUUCUGUCCUGGAAAGGUGCUGCCGUGUCCAUGCUACAUAGGGUUAGAUGUCAUUGCAGAGCUUCUGGCAUUGCAGAGCUCAUAACACGAGGAGCGGUAUUGAGUGCCCUGGGAACCUUCAUUGAGUGCCCUGGGACUUUGCAGAAUGAAAAGUCCUUUCCGUGAAGACUAAGCAAAGGUUCGGAUGUCUUGAGUGUGACUCCAGUGUGGACGUUUCCGAGCAUGGCUGAGAAACACCACAGCUGUGGUUCCACUUCGGCAAAAAUACCCAAGAGGACUUCCAAGUGCGUUGACAGAUGCCCCAUGGAGAUGUGUCAGAGAGAUUUGGAAGGAAGAUUCCAGCUGGCUUGGGAGAGGUGACCUCUUCCAAACUGGUUGACCUACUGGUGUAGAAGAACCAAGGGUUUUCACUGAGGGGUGUCUGGUGGCCAUGCGCUCACCAUAACUGGAUCUGGUUGAGGCUGUUUGUUCCGAGGCAAACCCGUGUGCGGUCCAGGACGCCGGGCUGCCCUUCGCUGGGUCACGCUACCUCACUUCACAGUAUGGACUUACUGUGCUCUCCAAGCCAUGUCAGCUCAGUUCUUUCGGGACAGUUCUCCGUUUGAUGACACUAGACACUUUAUCCCAUGAGAAAGCCUCACCUCCAGAAGCAUCUGGAAAUGAAUGCCGUACGUUGGAGCUUCUCCCAGGGUCAUUGUUGGUUGCCACCAUAGGAUAAUUAAAGCUGGAUGUCAGUCGCUAUACUGAAGAGAAGGAAAUGCAGUUUUUAAAUGUUUGAAUGGUUUAUCACACGUUUGCAAUUGGAAAUCAUGAGUUCAUUAGACACAGGUUUGGAAGAAGCUUGAGAAGGCUGUGCUCAAAUCCAUCUGAGAUCUGGGUGGACUUCUGGGGUUCGUUGUGGCAUUCACUUGUGUGAGGUGUGAGCUAUGGAGGGGUGGUUUCUUUUUAUCUAUGGGUGAAUGAUCGGUAGUCUUGGUUGGUUUCACACAUACGAUGCUUCAGGGGCUGCUUGGAAAUAGCCAUAGGGAUGUAGUCCUAGGGUGGGUUGGAUGGGGUGGUCACCCACCAUUAGAGUUAUCCCAUAACUUCGUGUUGGGGGAAGAACGUCUGUGCUCUGUGCCAUAGUGUUGGGCUAGAAGAAACGGAAGCCUGAGUCUGGCAUCCGUGAGAGGAGGAUUCCAGAAGAUGAACAUCUGAGUCCAGUCCAGCUUCUCCGGAGAAGAGGAUUCUCCAGUGCCUAUGGUCGAUUGCUCGUUGGCUUAAAGUGUACGCUUAAAAUGGACUUCUGUUGUGCAUUCUAGGGUCUGUCCUCGCGUUUGGACAAAGGCUAGCACCCUGCAAUUAAAAUUUUAAGACAGCAAUGGGGUCUCCUCCUGAUGUGUGUUGGGGUGUGUUCUGAGCCAUUGGAAUAACACAGGAAUGUGACGCCUUCGUCCUGCCGUAAAUUUAAAUAACCAAAUGGGUUUUUUCAGAAUUGAUGGUAGCAGUAAAAUGACUAGAACGCUUUACUUCUUAGCCUCGGAAAUCUCAUAAGUUCUCUCUAGGCAUACUGCCCACUUUCCUAGCAUUGACUUCUCAAUUUCACCCAUCCAUCCUUUCACCCAUCCAUCCAUCCACCUAUCCAUCAUACAUCCAUCAUCUAUCCAUCCCUUUGUCCAUCCAUCCAUCCUUUCAGCCAUCCAUCCAUCCAUCAUCCAUCUAUCUGCCCAUCACAUGGUUUUUUGAGUUCUCUCCAUAUGGCAGGCACUCUGGCAUGUGCUAAAUCAAUACAUGAGAACAUAUAAGAACCUGUAAGAACAUUUUAAUGACGUCUAAAUAAUAUCCAUCCAAGAGGUGUAAUACGAUGUUAUUUCCUGAAGAAUGCCAAUGCCAGAAUCCGUGCUGUGUGAUGUCAGGACUGCAGAAUUACAUAAGUUGAAUCCUUGAGAGAUGUGAUUUGACCUAUACUAUCACUAAUAUUUUGGUACAUAGGAGUUUUUCAAAAAAAAAACAAUUGUUCUAGAAAUAUUAUCCAGUUAUUUUGGGGCAGGAUGAAAUGGCAGGUGAAGAAAAAGCAUUUCCAGGUGUAUUGACCUGGCCAGCUGGAUUAAGGUGUGUAGAUUUACAGGAACACAGCAAGUAUUUUUGUUAUUCAAAGUCACUUGGUCAAAUCCUGGUGCUUGAAUGCACAUGAGUUAUCCUAAUGCUAAUGAGUUUUGGUGUGGAAAUGCAAACAACUUGAACUAAAAUGGGGUUUCUUUUAGCCACCACACCUGAAUUAGGAAAAGUAGACCAAUUCUCCUUCCCGAUUUCAUAGAUCUCUGCCCUUCGGAGUACCACACCAUUUUUACCUUAGUGCCUUAAGGUAAUGUCUUACAUACCACUAAUGUCUUAUAUACCAACUCUUUCCAUCAUCCUAAGAAACAAAAUUGGAAUAUUUUUUGUUCGGGUUUUUUUUUUUUUUGAAAUUUAUUUAUUUUAUACAGCAGG